CGUUUUGCAGGGUUUCGGGGGCUCGGCGCGGGCCCGGCCUUGGCAGGGCCAAAGCCAGCAACGCUCCCCGCGCGGCCUGCCGGGAAAUGGAGUCCCUCGCCGUCUUCGCAGGCGCCCCGGGAGCGCCCUCUGCCGGCCCGCCGGGGACUGCGUCCUGAUUGGCGGAGCGGGAAGGGCUGCGCCAGCCCGCGGCCUGCUGGGAAAUGUAGUCCGAGCUCUGCCCUGCCGGGAAGGGAGCCUUUUCCUCUUCCAGUUGGGGGCGGCGGGCGGACGGGGGCCAUGUCCUUCAAGCGGGAGGGGGACGACCCCAGCCAGCUGAAGGUGCUCAAGAAGCGGAGGGUGGCUGAGCUUUUGGCCAAUUACAUCCCCGAGGACGAAGCCUUGCUGCUGCGCGAUGGCAGGUACGCCUGCACUGUCUGCUUCCAAAGGCCGGUUUUUGACACUCUGGACAUGCUCACGGUUCACCGCUCCGGAAAGAAACACUUGGCCAGUUUGCAAAAGUUUUAUGGGAAGAAGCGUUCCCUCCAGAACGAAGUCCAGAAACGUCAGCACCAGACGUACCUGCGAGCGGAAGAAAACGGCGCCCAGGUAGGUCCAGGGCCAGCCCCUUUGCUUGCCCAGACCCGGAAGAUCACCCAGAACGCCCUGCUGAAAACCGUGCCCUACAGCAGCUGCUGCCGGCCAAAAAGGGAGGCCAGGGGCGAGGCUGGUGCCGGUGCCAGCACUGCUGCUGACCGCACGGGGCUGCCCCAGCCCUCAAGUUCUGAGUUGGCUGAUGAAGAGCGGCCAGUUGGGGAGGAAGCGAGCCCCGCCGUCCGUCUGCCCGGCUGCAGACUCGCUGCGGCAGAAACUCGAGAGCUCACUCGAGAGAAGAAGUUUGCCCGUCAAGGAAAGGGCCGCACGACGCGGAAACCUUCUGGGCCCAGCGAUCCGGAGAAGCAGCGAGCCUUGGAGCACUACCUGAAGCUGAAAAGUUCGGGGUGGAUCCAAGAUGGGUCGGGCAAGUGGGUCAAAGACGAGAACGUGGAAUUUGACUCCGACGAGGAAGAUCCCCCAGUGUUGCCUCCGUUGUGACGGCGGGACGGUUUGCUCCCCUGGGCAAACGAGCGAUUCUCCACCGGCUGUGCCUUGGAGACGUGCGGAGGGCACCCGGGAAUCAGGAACUGAAGGGCACAAAGUUGGCAUCUGCCAGAAAAUGCACGAAACGCUUCCGGCCCUGACACGGCGACCUUCGUGCGUUUCAAACCUCACUUUGCAGGCCUUGUUUUUUGGCUUUUGGUAUUACCGUGAUUCGUUUUAAUUCCUGUCUGGUUGCGUUUUCCAUUUUUGUCCCUGCUCAGGGUGUAUUUUGUGCUUUUCUGACGCUGGGUUUGUCAGAAGAUCUCCAUUCGGUCUUCCGUCCCUGAGCAAGGCAGCUGCUGGAGAAAAAGCCAUGAAGACAUCUCUAAAAUAAAUAUAGAUUUCGGGGAACUGCUUCUAUGCAGCCGGAUGGAUAAAGAUCUGAGUUUGGCGUCAGGAAAUUGUGAGGGGCUUCUAUUUAAAUUCAGAACCAUGAGGACUGGAAUCUUACUUUCUGCUUUGGAAAGUAAAAAGGCCCAGACUCACUUAGGUUCAAUGUCCAUGGAGAACCGGGGAGAGGUUUAUUCCUGAGAAUAUGGAGACUCGAUACUGGUUUAGUUUAAUGCCAUCUAAAUUCCCAUCCUUUGUCCAGCUCAUAGACCACAACCUGUGGCCAGAGCCCUUUUAAACCAUGCAGUUUCUUUCUUCGUCGCUUUAUUUAGCCGCUUGUAAAAGCCGAGACGGCGUUCCUCGUGCGCUACCUGCAGGCGAGGGGUCGCACCGUCCUUGGGAAUAUCAGAGCGUUGUGACCCCGCCGUAAUCUUUGGUUCCACGGCUCCCAUCGUGGCUUGUCAGCGGUGAGGGGAAGAGCAGGCUCGGGCUGCGUGAAUUGCAACCCGGGCGGGCGGGCUGGAGGCGUGUGCGAAGGGGACAGGCGGCAAGCGGGCAACGCCACGGGACAGAGCACCCUAAAGGAGCCAUCGUGCCAGCCGUCUUUAAAGGCUGAGAGCCCUCCUGCUCCUCCCUGUCCUCCGUGG
Molecule: messenger RNA, 2096 nt
Organism: Python bivittatus (Burmese python)
Lineage: Eukaryota; Metazoa; Chordata; Lepidosauria; Squamata; Pythonidae
Source: RefSeq, a predicted model, not a curated record